CGAGAUUCUAAGGCUGUGAGUGUAGCCGGGAGCGCAAAGCAACUACGUUUCCUAUUCGCCUCGAUUUCUACAAAGAGUUGACUGAAGCCUGCUCUUCUCGUUUAUGAUUCCAUUCGAUUCUUCUUUCUCGGUUCUGUUUCUGGGAGGAGCUGUGGUCAAUGGCGACUCAGGCGUGCGCGCUUGUUCUCUGGUCAGGCUUCUACGAGUCGAGGCAGGGAAGGCUCACAGCUUGCAUGCAACCCGUCUCUGCCAGACGAAUGAUUCAGGUUUAUUGCAAGAUGAGAAAUCGGAAUAUUGGCAGUUCCCCUCAUAAGAAGCAUCAAAACAAAAAAGUAUCCGAGAGCUUGCCAUUGAAUACAAAUUUUGAAUUCCAGAGUGAUGAAAGCGUGGAAGUUAACAAUACAAGUUCAAACGAUCCUAUGACUCCUUUUCAAUAUAAGCUUUCAGAUGCUGAUCCUAUUGAAAAUUUACCUACCAUAUCUGAGGGCAAAACAUCUUCUACAGGUGAUAAAAUUAUAUUGUUAGAAAAUGUUGAUGGGAGACAGCGGCUUCCAAUUGAUCAACUCGAAGAUUUGACUGGAAUGAUAAAACAUGCCGAGAAAAAUGUUCUACUUCUCAAUCAAGCCCGAAUUAGUGCACUUAAAGACCUAGACCGUAUUCUUUCUGAGAAGGCGGCUUUGCAAGCUGAAAUAAAUGAUCUAGAGUUGAAAUUGCCAGAAGCUAAGGAAAGACUUAAAGUUACUACCCAGGAAAGGAUGCAUGUAGAGUUUCUUGAAGAUGAGCUUGAGAGGCUGAAGAACAAGAUGUAUUCAAAGGAUAAAUUUGAUGGUAAAGUGUUGACUUCAGACUCUUUUUCACAAGAUGCCAUCAAUGUUACUUUUGCUGAGGAGCUUAAUGCCUUGAGAAUAGAGUAUGCAUCGUUGAAGGAUGAUAUAAAAGCUUUGAAUGAGAAGCUUAAUCAUGUUCCCGGAAAGGAAGAAUGCAUUUCAAUGCUAGAGAAAGGACGGUCUUUGUUGGAGACUCCAGUUAGAGAGUUGAAAUCUGAACUGGAAGUUUCCGAGAUAGAUAUUUCAGUGCUUUCUUCUUUCAAAACUGAAUUCGAAGCCCUAUGGGAUAAGGUGGAAAAUUUGCAAGCUUUGCUUGAUACUACAACUGCACGAGCUAUGCAAGCUGCUACUCUUUUUGAACAAAAUCUUGAGCUUCAAGCUAAUGUUGAUAAGCUUGAAGCAUCUUUAGAAGAGUCAAAUGCGCAUAAAUUACCAGAGAAGUCUCGACAUUAUAAUGAACUUGUGCUGCAGAAAAUUGAAAUGUUGGAAGAACGUCUUCAAGCAGCAGACCAGGAAAUUCAUUCUCAUACUCUAUUGUACCAGAAAGCAUUGGAAGAGUUUGAAAAUUUAAUUGAAGAGUUGAAAGAACGCAACACAAAAAAACUAGGAGAGAAUGUAAAUGAUAUGCCUUGGGAAUUUUGGAGUCGUCUGUUGCUUAUGGUUGAUGGCUGGUUAAUUGAGAAAAAAAUAUCCUUUAAUGAUGGAAAGUUGUUGAGGGAAAUGGUGUGGAAGAAGGAUCAUCAAAUUUGUGAUGCAUAUUUAGCUUGCAAUGGCAAAAAUGAGCAUGAAACUAUUGUUACAUUCCUCAAACUAACACAGCCUCAAACAAGUCAAGGAUUGUAUAUUGUUCAUAUCGCAGCUGAGAUGGCGCCAGUUGCGAAGGUUGGAGGUCUUGGAGAUGUUGUAUUAGGACUAAGCAAAGCACUACAAAGGAAGGGCCAUCUUGUUGAAAUUGUUCUUCCUAAAUAUGAUUGUAUGCAGUAUGACCAGUUUGGAGAGAUGAAGGCCUUAGAUGUGGCAGUAGAAUCUUUCUUUGAUGGCCAGCUAUUCAAAAAUAAAAUUUGGGUGGGGAUUGUUGAAGGUCUUCCUGUCUAUUUUAUAGAGCCACAUCAUCCAUUAAAAUUCUUCUGGAGAGGGAAAAUCUAUGGAGAGCAUGAUGAUUUUAAACGUUUUUCAUUCUUCAGCCGAGCUGCACUAGAAUUGAUUUAUCAGGCUGGGAAGAAACCUGAUAUUAUCCACUGCCAUGACUGGCAGACAGCUUUUGUAGCACCUCUUUAUUGGGAUAUCUAUGCAGCUAAAGGAUUUAAUUCUGCCCGAAUCUGCUUUACAUGUCACAACUUUGAAUAUCAAGGAACGGCACAUUUUUCAGAGUUAUCAUCCUGCGGGCUAGACAUUCAACGACUGAAUAAACCUGAUAGAAUGCAAGAUAAUUCAGCUCCUGACAAAAUUAAUCCUCUUAAGGGUGGAAUUGUGUUCUCAAACAUUGUUACAACAGUAUCCCCCACUUAUGCUCAAGAGGUGUGCGCUCCAGAGGGUGGACGCGGCCUCCAUGAAACUUUACGUGUGCAUUCCAAAAAAUUUGUUGGAGUGCUUAAUGGAAUUGAUACAGACUCUUGGAAUCCUUCUACUGAUAUUAUUCUUCCAGUGCAGUACAGUUCUGAUGACCUUCAGGGUAAAACAGAGAACAAGAGUGCACUGAGAAUGCAGCUGGAGCUGUCUUCCGCCGAUGCUUUUCAACCAAUGGUAUGUUGCAUCACACGACUUGUGCCCCAGAAGGGUGUGCAUCUUAUCCGGCAUGCGAUAUAUCAAACAAUGGAGCUUGGAGGACAAUUUGUUCUGCUUGGGUCCAGUCCUGUUGCACACAUUCAAAGGGAGUUUGAGGGUAUAGCAAGCCAUUUUAGCAAUCAUCCUAAUGUUCGGUUGCUACUAAAAUAUGAUGAUGCUCUUUCACACAUGAUAUAUGCAGCAUCUGACAUGUUCGUUAUACCGUCACUGUUCGAGCCUUGUGGACUCACACAGAUGAUAGCUAUGAGAUAUGGCUCUGUGCCUAUUGUGAGAAGAACCGGCGGACUUAACGAUAGUGUCUUUGAUGUUGACGAUGAUACAAUCCCCGUAGAAUAUCGCAAUGGAUUUACAUUCUUGUCGCCAACCGAGCAG
Molecule: messenger RNA, 2984 nt
Organism: Phalaenopsis equestris
Lineage: Eukaryota; Viridiplantae; Streptophyta; Magnoliopsida; Asparagales; Orchidaceae
Product: probable starch synthase 4, chloroplastic/amyloplastic
Molecular function (GO): alpha-1,4-glucan glucosyltransferase (UDP-glucose donor) activity
Source: RefSeq, a predicted model, not a curated record